This is a messenger RNA of Betta splendens (Siamese fighting fish), 3349 nucleotides long. RefSeq names its product adhesion G-protein coupled receptor G2-like. Lineage: Eukaryota; Metazoa; Chordata; Actinopteri; Anabantiformes; Osphronemidae. Gene Ontology annotation, molecular function: G protein-coupled receptor activity. The record is from RefSeq and is a predicted model, not a curated record. Gene Ontology annotation, cellular component: membrane. Bases 1350 to 2900 code for a protein of 516 amino acids. The transcript has 13 exons. Gene Ontology annotation, biological process: adenylate cyclase-activating G protein-coupled receptor signaling pathway; cell surface receptor signaling pathway.
GCACACAUACAGUAAGCUCUUAAGCUCUCAGACAAUGGCGUAUGCAAGGAAAUGAAGUUAGGCAGAGUAGCGCUUCAACUACUUGUGGCAGGUGCCAAACCUGAGGUUGUCACAAUAUUAAAAUAAAAAAACUAAAAACCACUUGAUUUAUUAAAAUUAGGAUCAGCACAAUAGUAACUGACUAUUGACUUUUUUCAUGGGAAAUGUCCUAUGCAUUUGUGGGUGUGAGAGACAUAAAUGUUAUUGAACUUACUCCCCCAAACAAUAUGAAAGUAGAAUACAAUUGAUUUGACUUUCAUUUUAUAUUUUGAUAAAUGAAACUGGGGAUUAUAUUUUGAUUUUAUAUUUUGAUAAAUGAAACUGGGGAUUAUUACUGGGGACUUUUUAAUAUUGUAUUAUCAAUUGCAAAAUGCAUUUUAAAUAUGCAUUGUCAAUAAAUGAAUUGUCUAUAGCAAAAUGCAUUGCAAUUUGAACACAAAAAGCCAUGACCAGAUGGAACACAAUUGAUUUUAUUUACAGUUUUUAUUUAAACUUUAAAUUAAUAAAACUGAAUAUUGAAUUGCCACUUUUACUUUUGAAUUGCAAAAUGUGAACUGCAUUUUCAAAUCACCACCACCAAAUUGCAUAUUGAAAAAACAGAGAUUGUAUCAGGCUUGCAUAACCUUGUUCUGCUUGAUUUUUUUAUGCUGUUUUUCCCACUGUUGGCGAAACCAGUGAUAUGUAGGCAUAACCUGAAAGAUGCUUUGAAAAAAGUUUAGAUCACGUACAACCAAUAAACUACUAAUACAGAAAGUUUUUAUUAAAAAAAUUAUAAAUGUUGAAUCUGAAUCCAGUAUAGAAACAAAAUGACCAAAACAGAUUCAAAGAAGUGUUUCCAUAGAGAUACUUUUAUUUUUACAUGUCAUUUACAUGUUUUUUACUAUGAUAUGAAGUUGAUGUUCACAGGUUUCCAUCAGUUGCAUUUUAUUUUGCUCUCAGACAAACUACAGUGUAUUAUCUGCAGUUAAUUUUCACAGAAGCCCAGUAAGACGUGAAGGUAGGAGACAUUAAGGUUUUACUUACUGUAGGUCAUAAUAACCAAAUGUGUCUGUACCAGUGCUGUUACAAAAUAUUUGUUGGCUUUGUGUAAUAAGCUUUAUAUGUCUGGUUCUGUCCUGUAAUUUGCUUUUACUUGAUAUUACGGUUAUAUUAUUGUUUUGAAUUAAGUCAUUGUCCUGAUGGAUAAUAAUAACAAUUCUGCUUUGAGAAAACAUUUCAGCAAUGUCAAUAAAAGACAAGUCUUUUACUUGUCUUUUAUUGACAUUUUUUAAUAUGUCUUAUUUUGAAACACAUAAUUUUCUCUUUACAGGAUGAACUGGUGCUUAGUUUUCUUUUUGAUUCAUCAUGUUAUGACCUGUAAUAUUAAUGGAGAAAGCCACUGUCAAUUGUCAAGUAGUGUUUCAGGGGAAGAUGCUAAACAUUGUAUGGAAGAUGUAUACACAAAUUUGACUAAUGGAGAUUUUCAGGACUCUGUGAAAGCCAUGGAGAACCUGGAAGACGUUUUAGAGAUGACAAAGGUGGUGAACACGACAUCCAUUUAUUCUGGUAAUUUGGUUGCUCUUCUAAACAAACCCAACUCCUCCACAAGCCUUACAAUUCAUGCCAAUAAUAGUGAGGCCAAGUUAGACACUGUUCCCAACAGCAAAGUGAUUGUUCAACUGCCAAGCGUUUUGGGUGCGGGACCAAACAACACGCUUGUAUUCUGCAUGGUCACUGUGCCUAAAACAAAUCUGACCCUAUUGGAAGCCGCAGGUUCGAUUUAUGAGGGCAGACUGGUCGGCCUGAGUGUGAGUGGCAAGAAAGUCUCAGGACUACAGGAACAUGUGAACAUCACUAUGAAUGUGACCACAGCCAUAAAUGAGACCCAGGAACCCAUGUGUGUGUUCCUCAAUUUUUCCACUAAGAACUAUAGUAGUGACGGCUGCCAAACCCUGUGGAGACGUGGUCAGACUCACAUCACCUGUUCCUGCGACCACCUCACAUACUUUGGCGUGCUCAUGGUGAAUUCUUCUCCUUCACCAAGUGACCAGAAGAUUCUGUCAUACAUCACUCUGAUUGGUUGCAGUCUUUCUCUCUUUGGCUUGAGCAUCACGGUUCUGCUUUUCAUCUCACACAAGAAAUUCAGAGCCGAUGUUUCCAUGAAGGUUCACAUCAGCCUUGUGUUCGCGCUGAUUCUCCUCAACGUCCACUUUCUCCCCAGUGAGAUGGUGGCAGCACUCUCCUCCACUAGUCUCUGCGUUUACAUGGCUCUUGCUCUUCACUACUCUCUUCUGGCCACCUUCAGCUGGAUGGCCUUAGAGGGGUUCCACCUUUACCUUCUCUUAGUAAGAGUAUUCAAUAUCUACAUCCGGAGAUACCUGCUCAAACUCAGUGUGGUGGGAUGGGGUGUUCCUGCUGUCAUUGUGUCCCUGGUGGUCAUAAUAGACCGAACAGCAUAUGGUUAUACCCCUGUGGACUCAUCUAACCCAAACGGCACCGCAAUAUGUUACGUAACCAAUACCACAGCGAUGAUGGUGACUACAAUGGGAAUGAUUGGAUUGGUGUUCCUCUUUAAUGUGAUCAUGUUGGGGGUGACAGUUCGACGUUUCAUAAGUCUGCGACAAGGCCAAGAGACAAACCGUUCUAGUACCAAAAAAGACAUCUUCACUCUGCUGGGAAUCAGCACUCUGCUCGGCAUCACAUGGGGUGUGGGCUUCUUCUCAGUAACCACUGCUGGUCAAUAUGUCUUCUGCAUCUUGAACUCUCUGCAAGGUUUCUUCAUCUUCCUAUGGUUUGCAAUGUCUUUAAGAAAGGGACAAAAAUCAGCUGCUGAAGUGAGCAAUGCAACACAAAGUACCACUGAGCCUAAGAACAGGAAGUAACACGUCAAGAGGAUUAAUGGGAUUAUCACUAAAACAAUAUUAAAAAUGUUAAAAGAACUUACUACUUGUAAAACAUCCCCACAAUUAUAUUGUUGUCUGUGUCUUGUCAAUGUUAAACAUUACAUCAAAAGAUCUUCAUGGUAGAGUUUCAUUCAGUCAUCCUAGUAAAACAUGUCCCUCCAUGUCCAACCUUAAAGCAUAUUUAUACUUUGCAGCUGUAGAAGGUUCCACUAGUGGCUUGAUACCCAUGACAAUGGCCGGCCAGCUGGCCUGCCUCCUUGGCUGGUUGGUUGCAUUUUUCCCGCUAUUUCUAGGUUUUAGCAGCAACUAACCCACCAUUAGCUGAAUCCUGUACAUUUUAUUUUUGUAUAUUUGUUACUAGAAAAAAUGUUCCAUAGCUGCUACGUUAUUUUAUUCAACUGAAAUAUAAUAAAAAACCCCACCCCACU